Messenger RNA from Eurytemora carolleeae, 882 nucleotides. Its product is annotated as homeobox protein DBX1. Gene Ontology annotation, biological process: regulation of transcription by RNA polymerase II. NCBI's taxonomy places the organism in Eukaryota, Metazoa, Arthropoda, Copepoda, Calanoida, Temoridae. Gene Ontology annotation, molecular function: DNA binding; DNA-binding transcription factor activity, RNA polymerase II-specific. The record is from RefSeq and is a predicted model, not a curated record.
AUGGAAGUCUAAAAGAGGAUGAAAUCAGCUCAAAAUACAAACCUUUUCUCAAAUUCAGUGUAAAUGCAAUAUUAUCGAAAGAAACUGAGCAAAAUGAUUCUAAACCAGUGAUAAAAAGGUCCACAAGUCCAGAGCCUACUAGUCCAAACAGUCCUUACCAACAUCAUCAAACUGGACUCUUUGGUCCUUCUAGUCCGUAUCAGUAUACAAAUCAAACUUCUAGUCCUUCCAGUAGAAAAACUUCUAGUCCCAACGGAGCCAGAGCAGGGAGUCCAGUCAGUCCUCCAGCUAGUCCGAAUAUACACAGAUCAACUCCUAGUCCUGCCUAUCCCCCUCCCUCCCUACAGCGCACCACCCCCUCCCCACUAUACCCCUCCCCUUCAAACACCUACCUGGUUGCGCCCCUGCCAACUAAACCAAUGGUACGCCCCCUUCUCCAGGGGUUCUCCCCCUUCCAUCCCCUGAUAUACCGCCCCUAUAUCCCCCGCACACCCUUCAGUAUACCAGUUUAUUUCCCAGGAACCGGAACUACAGUGUUUCCUCUUCCUGGAACAUUCCCUUGGUCAGCUGGACUUCGAGGAAAGCCACGGCGUGGAAUGCUUCGCAGAGCUGUGUUCUCCGACUUCCAACGGAAAGGUUUGGAGAAAAGAUUUCAAAUUCAAAAAUAUAUUUCCAAACCUGAUCGGAAGAAAUUAGCGGAAAAACUGGGCUUAAAGGAUUCACAGGUUAAGAUCUGGUUCCAGAACAGAAGAAUGAAAUGGAGAAACAGUAAGGAACGGGAAUUGCUGGCUUCCGGAGGAAAUAGGGAUCAAACCCUUCCUAACAAGAACAAUCCUAAUCCUGAUCUGACAGAUACAUCUCCGACACCUAUUCAUAGUAUCG